ACUUAUAAUUUGAAGGUCUGCUUAUAAAUGUGUUUUAUGACUGUUUGUGUCAAAAUAAAUGGAAAAAAAAAUGUGGAAGAUACUCCAGAGAACAGCUAUAUCUACUUAAAAAUUGUGUCAAUUAGGUACUGAUAGAUACUUUUUGCCGGCAGGCAAAAUAAAUAUUGUAUAGGUAAAUCGUCUAAUAAUAAUAUCUGUUACUAUUGCAAUAGAACAGUUUGCUAUAAUGUAAAAGAAAAUUAUUUUGUGAUCGAGAUUGUGGAAUAUCCUACCCCCCCAGGAAAAAGGUUUUAUGUAGGUAUACUAAUUUUACAAUUAAUGUUACUCAAUCCUGAAUAAGUAGUUACCAUGGAUAUAUUGCCCACAACAAAUAGUAACUUGACAAUGUGGCUUUUGUUAUCAUAAUAAAUUCCUAACCAGAUGUUAGAUUGAUAAAGUGGACAGAGUGUUGUGUAUGUUAAAUGUGCGACAAACUACCUUAAGAUACUGAAACUAUAUGUCAGACACAGAGGAUGAAGAUGGGCAAAGCAGGACAAUCAAAAUCACUGUUGUGGGUGAGCCAGCCACUGGAAAACAGAGCAGCCUGUGCUCGCGGUACCUGGGCAGCCCCGCGUGCGGCGGCGGCGGCACGUCGGGCGCGGACGUGCUGUGCGGGCAGAGCGCGGGGCUGCGGCCGCCCGUGCCCGUGCAGCUCUGCGACGUGGCCGGCAACGCCAUCCACACCGCCAUGCUCGCCAACUAUUUGUAUUCUUCUGAUAUAGUAAUAUUCGUUUACGACCUAACAAACCUGCAAAGCUUCGAGAGACUCGCACUGUGGGUGGUGAGAGUUAAAGAGAUUUUUGAGCGCGAGCCCAAGAAGCCGCUGUUGGCGUUGUUUGGCAACAAGUCCGAGUUGGAGCACCAGCGAGCUGUGAGGCUGUCUUGCGUGCAGAAGUUCGCAUCUGAACAUCUUUUAGAAAAUUUCAAAGGAUCUGCUAGGACUGGGGAGAUGGUGAACACGGCAUUCGCGGCGCUCGUGUCGCGCGUGGCGGGCCCGCGUGCUCAGCCCGCGCCCGCCGGCGAGCGCGCGCCCGCGCGCCCGCUGUCCGGCCGCGCGGUGCCUUCCCAUUCCCUCAUAAUGAACAGAAAGGCCUUGAGGCGGUUUAAACGGGGCGCCACUUCUUCUAUAUGCAAACUGCAAUAAACUUUUUUUUCUCUCGUUUGUCUUCUUAUUUGUUUUGCUGAAUUUUGCAUGACAGCGUCAUUAUUAUAGUUAUACCACAAUGCUCGUUCGUUGUGCAAGAACCCUUUUACUAAAAGGAUAUUAAUAGGUACUAUAUUAAUUCGAUUAGUCAAAGAUGACUCAAUAUCUAUUUUAAUAAAGAACAAUUUUACAAUAUACACGUACGCACACAUACAUAACACUUAUAUUCUUCGUUCAUUCCGUGAACACUAUCACUAAUACGCUGACUACGUCUUAUUUGACCAGUCAAAAAAUACCUAUAACUUACAAUUUUACGAUAAACACGGACGCAUACGUUACAUUUUCCUUCAUUCCAAAUCUACUGAAAGAUAUGUUAACUUCUGUUAUAAUAAUCUUCUUUGUCUUUACUUUUUCCACUUUUUAAGUGGGGUC
Molecule: messenger RNA, 1615 nt
Organism: Amyelois transitella
Lineage: Eukaryota; Metazoa; Arthropoda; Insecta; Lepidoptera; Pyralidae
Product: ras-related protein Rab-28
Exons: 4
Coding region: 497-1183 (228 amino acids)
Cellular component (GO): endosome; Golgi apparatus
Molecular function (GO): GTPase activity; GTP binding
Source: RefSeq, a predicted model, not a curated record